AUGGGCCGCCACGCCCGCCUACUUUGGCUGCUGUUCUUCCAUGGUGUGAUUCUACCUGAAGCAGCUUGCUACAGGAGGGACAUCAGAGGAUCUGGAGCAAAGUUGGGGAAGGAAAGGCCUAAGAGAACCAUUCAAGACAUGUCUGUGGAAGAGCAAGAAGGGAACGGCCAGGAGCCAGUGGCGAGGCCCCAAGGUGAUGGAAAUUCAGCAACCAUAUUAUCAGUUCUGCCUGCUGCCAUCUCAACUCAACCAUCUUCUAAACUUGCCUCGAGUUCCUCUGCAUCAGUUCUUCCUGUGGUUGACUCAGCACCUGCUAGUCGAAGAGCGCAUGUGCCCAGGCUCAGCCUCCAAGGUGCUGACGGCUCACCAGACCACACUCCAGCAACAGAUCCCGAGUCAUCCAAACCAUCAGGAGGCUGGGUCCCUGUGCGGCUGGCAGGCAACCAUGGGAGAUGUGCAGGCCGUGUAGAACUCUUCUACCAGGGAGUCUGGGGGACUGUGUGUGAUGACCUCUGGGACCUCCCAGAAGCAAACAUCAUCUGUAGGCAACUGGGGUGUGGCUGGGCUGUUUCAGCCCUGAGUGAAGCUUACUUUGGGGAAGGUUCUGGGAAGAUUCUCCUUGACAACGUGCGUUGCAAGGGACAUGAAGAGCACCUGGAGGAAUGCUCCCACAUUGGCUGGUUCUCCCACAACUGUGAUCACAGUGAAGACGCCAGUGUCAUCUGUUCAGAUGCCCCAUUUGCUGCCAUGAAAGAAGAAACAGUGGUUCCAGGAAGAUCUCCUUGUGGUGGUGUUAUUACCAAUGCUCCUGGAAAAAUUAAGAACCCCCCAAUGAGUGAAAUGCAUGACAACAUAACCUGUGUGUGGGAAAUCAGGGCAAAUGCCUCUGACCGUGUAAGACUGGCAUUCCCGUCUCUUGAACUUGACUGCACCAAUGAGUAUUUUGAAAUCCUGGAUGGCCCUCCAUCUUCCACGGAGUCCCUGGGGAAGCCCUGCAGUGGGCUGCACAUCACCUUUGCAUCCCACUCCAGCUCAAUGACCCUUGUGUAUUUCCGAGGCAUGAACAACAUUGGGAAAAAUUUCAUGGCUUAUUAUUAUUUUGAAGCCAAAGAGAUGACAUCGAAGACCCCAUAUUUGAUCACCAUCCCCACAGCAACUUCCAAGACAGUAACAGAAAGACCAAGGGACUGGCCAGAGCUGCGGCUGGUGGGCGGCUCCAAUCGGUGCUCAGGGCGUGUGGAGAUCCUCUACCAGGGAGUCUGGGGCACCGUGUGUGAUGACCUGUGGGACCUGAAUGAAGCUGAGGUCGUAUGCAGACAGCUGGGGUGUGGCCAGGGUGUGUCUGCCCUUGGCAAGGCCUACUUUGGCCCUGGUUCAGGAGAUAUCUUCCUAGACAACUUCCAGUGUGCUGGGGUGGAACACUUCCUGGGCCAGUGUGCCCAUUCGGGCUGGAAAGACCACAACUGUGGCCACCAUGAGGAUGCUGGUGUCAUCUGCUCAGAUGCUGAAAAACCUCUGUUGGAUGUUCCAGGAGACUGGCCAGAGCUUCGCUUGGUUGGUGGCUCCAACCCAUGCUCAGGACGAGUGGAGGUCCUUCACCAGGGAGUCUGGGGCACUGUGUGUGAUGACUUGUGGGGUUCAAAUGAAGCUGAGGUUGUAUGCCGCCAGCUAGGGUGUGGUCAGGCUAUUUCUAGUCUUGGAGAGGCCUACUUUGGCCCAGGCUCAGGAGACAUCUUCCUUGACAACCUUCAGUGUUCUGGAAUGGAGCACUACCUUGGCCAGUGUCCACAUUCAGGAUGGUCGGAACACAACUGUGGUCACCAUGAGGAUGCUGGUGUCAUCUGCUCAGAUUCAGAUGGCCUCCCUCCACCCAUGCCGCCAGGUCCUCCUCCAGUUUCUCAGGAUCCAAUAACAGGAGGAAGUAACUCUUGUGGAGGGGUCAUUUCCAGUCUCUCUGGUUCAUUUUCCAGUCCACGGUACCCAGAAAACUAUCCAACAGACAUCCAAUGUGUUUGGGAGAUCCAUGUGGAGAAAAACUUCCGCAUAGAGCUUAUGAUUCCGAAUUUAAACCUGGAAGAUAUCCUUGGAUGUCCCUAUGACUCAAUUGAGAUCUUCGAUGGCCCCAGAAUUGCAUCACUCUCCAUGGGGAAGUUCUGUGCCCCAUCAGCUGUGGUAUUUUUCUCCUCCUCGGACAUCUUGACAGUGGUGUUCCGAAGCGAUUAUAUGACAACAAAUACUGGGUUUUAUGCUUUUUUCAAUGCAAUUUCACAAGAUGAAAGUGAGUCAGAAGACCGACCAGUGCUGCGGCUGGCAGGCAGCUCCGGACAGUGCUCAGGACGCGUUGAGGUCCUCCAUCAGGGGGCCUGGGGCACCGUGUGUGAUGACUUGUGGGACAUGAAUGAAGCUGAGGUCGUGUGCAGACAACUGGGGUGUGGCCAUGCCAUCGCUGCUCCUGGAAGUGCCUACUUUGGCCCAGGCUCUGGAAACAUCCUCCUGGACAACAUUCAGUGUUCAGGAAAGGAGAACCACUUUGGCCAGUGCCCCAGCUCUGCCUGGUUAGACCACAACUGUGGCCACCAUGAGGAUGCUGGAGUUAUCUGCUCAGAUGCAGAGGUGACUCCUUCACCCACAGAAGGAAGUAAUUCUUGUGGAGGAGUAAUUUCAAGUCACUCGGGCUCCUUCUCCAGUCCCUGGUAUCCUACGAACUACCCCACUGACAUGGAAUGCGUCUGGGAGAUACAUGCGGCUGAGAAGUUCAACAUAGAGCUGACGAUCCCAAGCCUGAAGCUAGAAGACAUCUACGGGUGCCCUUAUGACUUUGUCGAAGUGUUCGAUGGAAAGCAGGUUGCUGCACUGUCCAUGGGCAAAGUCUGUGCUGGGGCAGAACUCACAUUCCUCUCCUCUUCAAACUCCAUGACAGUGGUGUUCAAGAGUGACGCCAUGAUCACCAACACAGGGUUCUAUGCUCUGUACAACACUGUUCACCAAGAUGAAAAGCAGGAUGGUAUGGCCUUGAGACUGGUGAACGGCAGCCACAGGUGUGAGGGCCGAGUCGAGAUCUCUUACAAUGGUACCUGGGGUACAGUGUGUGACGACAGCUGGGACCUGACAGAUGCCAGGGUGGUGUGCCAGCAGCUGGGCUGUGGUAAGGCCUUGUCAGCCCCAGCUGAGAGCUACUUUGAUAGAGGCGUGGGCCAUAUCAUGCUGGACGAUGUGCAGUGCAUGGGGGAUGAAGCCAAGGUGUGGCAAUGCACACACCACGGAUGGUUCUCCCACAACUGUGGGCACCAUGAGGAUGCCAGCGUGGUCUGCUCAGGUGCUGAUGACACACCAAGCCGAGGACCAGCAGAUGAAAAUGUCCAGUGUGGUGGUUUGCUCGCAAAUAGUUCAGGCUCCUUUUCCAGUCCUUGGUAUCCUAAAAAAUAUCCCACCAAUGUGGUAUGUGCCUGGGACAUACGAGUGGAUACUAGUGCUCACAUCAGACUCACCUUUGAAGUGGUCAAGAUGGAAAACUUCUAUGGCUGCCCUUACGACUUCAUUGAGAUUUUUGAUGGCCCACAAAGUGAAUCAUUUUCACUGGGGAGAUUCUGUUCAGAAACAAUCCCUGUAUUUACAUCUUCUUCGAGCCACAUGAGUGUGGUGUUCCACAGUGACGACAUUGUCACCAACAUUGGAUUCUAUGCAUCUUAUGAGUCUCUGUUACAAGAUGAGAAAGACAGAGAUGUGGCACUCAGACUGGCCAAUGGCAGCCACCCAUGUGAAGGCCGCGUGGAGCUCUACUACAACAGCAGCUGGGGUACUGUGUGUGACGACAGCUGGGACCUGAGAGACGCCCAGGUGGUAUGCCGGCAGCUGGGCUGUGGUGGAGCUGUGGCAGCCGCUGGCCGAGCACAUUUUGAGCGAGGCCUAGGCCCCAUUGUCCUUGAUGAUGUGGAGUGUAUGGGAACGGAAGCCAGACUGUGGCAGUGUCUGCACGGUGGCUGGUUUGCCCACAACUGUGGCCACCAUGAGGAUGCUGGUGUCAUCUGCUCAGCCUCUCUGUCUCACCCAGCACCGUCAUCUCCCGUGAGUGAUACGAUUUCAGCAUCAUUGGUAAAGCAGCCAGAGGUGUCCGCAUCAACAGGUCUGGACCUGCGGCUGGUGAACGGGACAAGCAGGUGUGAGGGCCGAGUUGAGGUGUACUAUGCCAACACCUGGGGGACCGUGUGUGACGACAACUGGUCCAUAGAGGAUGCCCACGUGGUCUGCAGACAGCUUGGCUGUGGUCCAGCUUUAUCUGCCCUGCCAGGCACCAGUUUUAGCCCUGGGUCAGGCAGCAUCCUCCUUGAUGAUGUCAACUGCACAGGAAAGGAGUCUUCCUUGGCACAGUGCCCUCACAGCAACUGGCUCACCCACAACUGUGGGCACCAGGAAGAUGCUGGUGUCAUCUGUUCAGAUUCUGCAGCUGCCGGACAUCCAGCUACUUCAGCUCCUGAGGGACAUCCACAUGGUUUCCAUCCAAUAGAUCUGCAGCUGGUGAGACUGGUCAACGGGAACAGCCAGUGUGAGGGCCGCGUAGAAGUCUACUUCAAUGGGACCUGGGGGUCUGUGUGUGAUGAUCUUUGGAGCAUACAGGCCGCCCAAGUGGUAUGUCAACAACUGGGCUGUGGGGUGGCCCUGGCGGCCCCCAGGAGCAGUCUGUUUGGCGAUGGCUCUGGCCCCAUCUUCCUAGACGAUGUGAAGUGCUUGGGCACAGAGACCAACCUAGGGCACUGCCGCCACCUCGGCCUGUCUGUGCACAACUGUGAUCACCAUGAGGAUGCAGGAGCCAUCUGCUCAGGACUAACCUCUGAGUCUUCCCCAGGCCAGCUCAUGAUCAGGUUGGUGGAUGGAAAGAACCGCUGUGAAGGCAGAGUGGAAGUCCACCACAAUGGCACAUGGGGCACUGUUUGCGAUGACCUUUGGGGAAUCGAGGAUGCCCAUGUGGUAUGCCGGCAGCUGGACUGUGGGGAGGGUGUCAGCGCCCUUGGGAGUAGCCACUUUGGAGAGGGCAUGGGGAGCAUCUUCCUGGACGACGUGCAGUGCCAGGGCAGUGAGACCUCGCUAGGCCAGUGCCACCACCAAGGCUUGUCUGUCCACAACUGUGGCCACCAUGAAGACGCCAGUGUCAUCUGCUCAGCAUCAGCCACAGAAAUGACAACGUCACCCGGUAAUAUUUCUUUCUUUACUGUUUUCUCUAAAACAGUUCCUACCUCAAAUCCAGCUGCAGCUUUUGUCCUUGCAACUGACAUCGCUCCCACUCCAGUAGAAGUAACUCCUUCCCGUGAUAACGGCCUCUGCCCGCCACAGUGCACAGACACAUCUUCAACCUCAACAGAAUCAAACCCUCUGAAUGAUGCAGCUUCGGUCUCAGCAGAAGAGGAGACACCCUCUGACAUUUCUUCAACCUCAGUAGAAACAAGUUCUUCAAAUGAUGCCUCUUCAGCCUCAGCAGAAGAUGCCUCCUCUGAUACAUCUUCAUCCUCAGUGGAAGUGAAGAGUGGAGAGACAACUGGUAAAGCAUCUUGUUCUCUGGAUUUAUACACAGAUGCAUCUUCAGCCUCAGCAGAAGAUACCUCCUCUGCUAUUUCCUCAAAUUCAGCAGAAGCGAGCUCUUCAACUGAUGCUUCUUCAGUCUCAGUGGAAUCAAGCUCUCCAUCUGAUGCAUCUUCAACCUCAGCAGAAGAGACUUCUUCAGAUGCCUCUUCAGUCUCCACAGAAGAUACCUCCUCUGAUACUUCUUCAGUCUCAGCUGAAUCCAGCUCUCCAAAUGAUAUGUCUUCAACCUCAGCAGAAGGGAAGAGUGGAGAGCGAAGUGAUGCAUCUUCAACCUCUGCAGAAGAGACAUCUUCUGAUAUGUCUUCAACCUCAGCAGAAUCGAGUUCUAAAACUGAUACAUCUUCAUCCUCAGCAGAAGAGACGAGCUCCUCUGAUACUUCUUCAACCUCAGCAAAAGCGAGCUCUCCAAAUGAUAGUUCUUCAACCUUAGCAGAACCGACUUUUCUAAGUGCCACAGUUCCAACUUUGACAAAAGUGACCCUGCCACCUGACUUGCCUCUGCGCCUGGUAGGCGGGCGAAACCGCUGUGAGGGCCGGCUGGAGGUGCGGCACCAGGGGGUGUGGGGAACCGUAUGCGACGAUCGCUGGAACAUCAAGAAUGCCCGAGUUGUGUGCCGCCUCCUGGGCUGCGGCCAUGCGCUGGGCGCCCCUGGCAGAAGCCACUUUGGGGCAGGCACAGGCCCCAUCCUGAUGAAUGAAGUGCGCUGUUCCGGCAGAGAGGACUCUCUGGAGAGCUGUGCCCACGCUGGCUGGAUAAGGCACAACUGCCACCACUAUGAGGAUGCCAGUGUGGUCUGCGCAGGUCCAGCUGACUCUCUUGUGCCCCAGGAUAACGCUCAGCUGUCUUGUUUGCCUCACCUCUUCCAAGCCGUCAUUGACCGAGGCUACCUCCGGAGAUUAGGCUACUCCUCCUGGGACAUCCACUUAAAUGAUAAGAUGUGUCGCCCCCAAGUCACCGGGCGUUACCUCAUCUUCAAUAUUCCUUAUGGCCACUGUGGCACCAUGAGGCAGGAGCAUCAAGGCUCUCUCAGCUACUCUAACUCCAUCAGAGGCAGAACGCAAGGCCACCCUGGCCGAGUCAUUGUGAGGCACAAGGUGCCCCAGGUGAAGUUCACCUGCAAAGUGGAUGGCCAGUCUGCAGUUGAAAUUGUGCAUGGGAGUGACACCCAGAAGGAUGAUGUCAGCUAUGAUGUGUCGAUUUCAUUCCUCCAGUCACCUGUAUCUCAGGAUAUGGGGGUUGGAGCUCCUGCUUAUACCCAUCAGAGGGAAGAGGUCUUCCUCCAGGCCACCCUCCAUAGCCACGAUCUCAAUCUGAGGCUCAUUGUGGAUACCUGUGUGGCUUCUCCUAACUCCAAUGAUUUCACAACUGUCAAGUACGAUUUGAUCCAGGAAGGGUGCAUCAGAGACAAAUCCUACUCCAACCUCCAUGCCCCUGGGAAGAACGUGGCCCAGUUCAAGUUCAACGCCUUCAGCUUCCUCAAAAGCUACGAUGUGGUCUACCUGCAGUGUAAGGUUGCCGUUUGCCGAAUCGGGGACCACUCUCCGCGAUGCUCACAAGGCUGUACAAAACGAGGAAGGAGAGGCACAGGCUCUGCAGAGGUCAGGGAGGAACAAACUGAGCAUUUCCGAACAGUGGGGCCGCUGAAGAUCCACAGAGCAGAUAAUCAGAGCAAGGCCCUGGUGUGAUCGCUCUCACUCUCACGUGAGUGUGUCAGAAAACUGGAAGCAAGGUCU
Peromyscus eremicus (cactus mouse) is the source of this 7311-nucleotide messenger RNA. RefSeq names its product deleted in malignant brain tumors 1 protein-like. The transcript is spliced from 62 exons. NCBI's taxonomy places the organism in Eukaryota, Metazoa, Chordata, Mammalia, Rodentia, Cricetidae. The record is from RefSeq and is a predicted model, not a curated record. Bases 1 to 7263 code for a protein of 2420 amino acids. Gene Ontology annotation, cellular component: membrane.